Molecule: messenger RNA, 4768 nt
Organism: Trichomycterus rosablanca
Lineage: Eukaryota; Metazoa; Chordata; Actinopteri; Siluriformes; Trichomycteridae
Gene: leng8
Product: leukocyte receptor cluster (LRC) member 8
Exons: 16
Coding region: 119-2575 (818 amino acids)
Cellular component (GO): nucleus
Source: RefSeq, a predicted model, not a curated record
CUUAUUUGUAUCUAAUAAUAAUACAUAGAUAGUUGGUUAACUAGUUAGCUAACGAAUUAGAUCAACUUUUUCAGCCGAGUAGCGAGCUUGGUUAACGAAUUUGUUUGCUCGCAGCAAAAUGGCGACAAACACCACACAGCCGAGCUCUAAUUCUAACUGGCCAUAUGGGGGCACUUCUACCACAGAAGCACCUGUGCAUGAAAAUCCAGAGUGGGAAAAAGCUCGGCAAGCGCUGGCCUCUAUCAGCAAGAGCCAGACUUCCACUAAGACCUCAGCAAGCAAUCACAUCAACACACAGGCUGACCAGUAUCAGACAGCAUCAACAGACUCUUCUGUAAUGCAGCACCAACAGUACUAUCAGUGGUACCAACAGAACCAGCCACAGUAUGCAGGAUACACCUACCCUUAUGGUUACUACUACCCAGUGCCUCCAUAUGGUGGUGGGUAUCCAGUAAGUCAAUAUGGUGCACCUGGAGCCUUUCAACCACCCACAUCUGCUACUGCCCAGCACGUAAACAUUCCUGCUGUAAAGGAGCAGUCCUCUGGUUACCCAUGUGAAGUGCAACCCCAAACUCCUGCUGCCCCUCAGCCUCCAUCACAGAGCCCCACAGGCUCAGAAAAGCCCCCACCCCCUGCCAUACCACCACCCAAUUCCCAAUACCCUCCACCCCCUUCUCAAACCCCCUACCCCCCUAAUGGUGCCAUGCCCUACAGCCCCACCGAUCCCAGCCCUAUGAGCCCCUACGGUCAUGGGCUGAACAAGCCAGGGUUCCAAGCUUACCAGGCUUCUGGAUACCAACCACCACAGCAGCAGGGGCAGUAUGGAGGCAGGGUUGAUGCUAACAGUGCAAACAUAAACAAGGGUGGACAGCAACUGUGGAACCGCAUGAAACAGGCUCCUGGUGCUGGAAGUGUAAAGUUUAACAUCUCUAAACGCCUGUAUGUGAUGACCAGUCAGAAUUUUUCAGCUGAAGAGCAGGUGUCUGAAAUGGCUAAUUCCGCCUCAAUCAGCACAGUGUCUUCAGCAGCAAUAGCUACCACUGCAGGAAAUGACAAAGGGCCUCAAGACUGGCCCCAGGCAAUGAAAGAAUAUGUGCAGCGUUGCUUCACAGCCUGUGAGACAGAGGAAGACAAAGAUCGCACAGAGAAGGUGCUGAAGGAAAUUCUGCAAAGCAGACUACAAGAUGGCUCUGCCUUCACCAUUGACUGGACUAGAGAACCAUUGCCAGAGGUGAAAUCUAGACAGUCUCGAUGGGAGGCACCACCUCAGCGCAUCCAUGAGAACGCAGUCAGUCGAGGGGGUGCUAGUCGAGGCAGGGGUGGCGCUCGACUGGGGAACUACAGAAAUGUGUUUUCCCAGAGAAGCCCAUCCACUAGCUCAUCCCGCUCAUCUUCAAGCUCACCUUCCCCUCACAGCCGGCACAGAGAUAGGAGUAGACACCAUCGCAGUGACUCAGGCUCCCAGUCUGAUAGCAGCCUGUCUAGCGACCUUCGGCCAUCCAGGAGGCAGCAGCGAGCUGGAAGGAAUCUAGUGGAAGCCAGAGAGAAAGGUAAAGGAGCACUGGGAGAACGAGGCCGAGGAAGAGGAGGAAAAGCAAACAGAGGGCGGAGGAACCCAGGCGAGCUGUCCAGCGUCAUGGGUAAAAAGCGGAAGGGAGGCACAGCAGGUCUGGACUUCCAUGACCCAAACCGAGAGGCCAAAAAACAGAGCCGAGCAGCCCGAUUCCUCACCAAGCGCACAGAACCACUGGUGCUGAACAUCAAUGCUAUCGAGCUACCUAAUGGUUCACAGGAGGGCCUUAGCUGGGACGAUUGCCCUAUUGUUGGGACAUGCCAGGAUAUUACAAAAAUCUACCUGCGUUUGACCUGUGCACCUGACCCUUCCACUGUCAGACCCGUAUCUGUAUUACGGAAGUCUUUAACUGCAGUAAAGGCUCACUGGAAGACCAAUCAGGAUUACCAGUAUGCCUGUGAACAAAUGAAGUCAAUACGACAAGACCUUACUGUUCAAGGUGUGCGAACAGACUUUACAGUGGAGGUCUAUGAGACUCAUGCACGGAUUGCUUUGGAGAAGGGUGACCACGAGGAGUUUAACCAGUGUCAGACGCAGCUUAAGGCACUUUACAAAGAGUGUCCAUCAAGCAAUGUUGGGGAAUUCACUGCCUACAGACUACUCUACUACAUCUUUACUAAGAAUUCUGGAGACUUGACCACCGAGUUAGUGUAUCUUACACCUGAGCUUCGCGAAGAUGAAUGUGUAUCUCAUGCUCUCGCACUCCGUGCUGCCUGGGCACUUGGAAACUUCCACCGAUUCUUUCAGCUGUACAAGCGAGCGCCCCGCAUGGCUGCAUAUCUCAUCGAUAAGUUUACGGAGCGUGAAAGGAGGUUGGCAUUAAGGGCCAUUCUCAAAACGUUUAGGCCCUGUGUGCCGGUGGAGUAUGUGCAAUCCAGUCUAGGCUUUCCAUGUUUAGAUACAUGCUUAGCCUUCCUGACAGGGCUCGGGGUUUCAUUUAGUUCAUCAGAUCCAAGCAAGAUAGACUGCAAAAUCAGCUCAGCUUCUCUCACCACUUUAUAGGGAGAAAGCAAGGGGGUGGGGUUAUCUAUAAGUUAAUAGAAAUUAUAAGGGACCAGAAGUCUGCACAACACAGACACAAGGCCAUCUUAGCUGUAAGAGAUAGCAUUGCACAGCAAUGAUUAGACACAUUUUAUAUUUUAUUACUCUUAUAGAGUGGAACCUGUACACAAUGCACCAUAAACACACAUUUAGUGACUUAGUUAGAAGUGCCACACUGAUUGGCAGAAGUGUUUUUUAAGUAUUGAACACAGGGAGACAGACUGUACAACUUGCAUUUAUACACUAGCUCUUUGGGUCUUAGUUAUCAUGUCUUUAGACCAGAGUGGUUGAAGUAGUUGAAAAGUUUCUGGAGCCCCCAUUUCCUAGGCCUCACAAAUCUUUUAGAAGCUAACAGUGUUCUGUGUUUUCAUGUUUUUUUCCUCCCUCAAGCUAACAGCCUCAAAGCUCACAUGAAGACUACAAAGUCCUGAAAACUAAAGGUGUGACGAAAGAUUUUUUUUCAGCCUGAAAUAUUUUGGUUCAUCUCAUCAAGAACAAAGUUGCUGCUCAAGUUUACAUGAUUCAAGGCGCCUGGUUUCCAAGUCUUCUGUUUCAAUUGACUGUAUCACUUUGUGUGAGCCGAGUCUGACCUGAAGAGGAGGGUUUGUAUACCUGAAUACGUCUCCCUCUGUUUGAAUGAGCAGCAGAAAAGCUCGGCAGCAACAGAGAAAUAUCUACCAAGGUUUCCUGUGUAUAGACUUGCAAAGAUGUCAUCCCUCUGUAACCAUGCAAAUAGUGGUUUCAGCAAUUUCUUCAGCCUUCCACCUCUUCCAGUGUCCUUUUUCUCAGUCCCACACACGUCCCUGGCACAUCUAGUAUCUGUUCGUCAAGUUACGGAGUCCCCACAACACCCAGAGCAUAGUUUAGUAAAGUGGCUGCAUCAAGGCAAGGACUCAGUUAAGCAAUUCUGCAGAAUAAUUACCACGACCAGUGCAGUCCAGCAGCAGUUCACAGCCUGGCUGAGUCUAUUUAGGUCUGCUUAGCAGUUCUUCCAUGAAGAUUACCACAUACCGAAGAGAUGGUCCACAGUGCAGCUCCGAACAAGAUCGAUGGAGGCCACAGCCAGGCGAGCCAGUACUUCACGAGACACCACCAGCAGCACCGUUGUCACUUCCUGCUGCUGUUUAUGUAGGAGCUGAACGUAUGGUCAUGCAUAAUGGGACGAGGAUAAAAGUUGAAUAAAAAUACACCCACAGCUGACGUUGGAAAGUGACCACUGUGACACCUGACAGACGAAAGAAUUUGCUUUGUUGUAGCAUUGUCUGUUUAAGCACUGAAGAAAAUGUGAUAUGUGGGGUUUUUUUUUUAUUUCAUGCUCUGUCUUUAGGCUUUAGAUGACCUUAAAAAUUUAAACUGUUUGUUAAAAAUAGUUUUCUCAGACUUUGUGCUUGCCAUUAAAUUAUUUUUGAAACAUUAUACCUUUCAGAUAUAUGUUGUUCCCUUGUUUUACAUCAUUAAUAAUCAUAUUGACUAUCAUGCUAGACACCAUUGGCGUUAAGUAACUUUUAAUUCUCACUAGAAAUCUGUUUCGUGCAAGAUUGGGGAACAGGAUAUUUCUGUAUAUAGUAUUGUUAUUUCUCUUAUAUUUUUUGCUCUUAAAAGGGUUCUUUGACAAUAUAACGCUACAUUAACAGUAUCAGUUAAGACUAACGAUUUUUCAUAAGUUAAACAAUCUUUAUUUUUUGCUGUACUCCCAACAGCACUGUUUCUCCUCUUGUCCCUUUCCCAUCUUUAAAUGUGAACUGUGCUCUUGUUCCACCAAGUUGUCUAAUUUCUGACUGCUUUCUCACUUUAGCACAAUAGCAAAUUUCAUGCUUCUCUUGUUUUGUGAUGUUUAUUUCUGUCACGGGUUCAGUUAUUUUGCCUAGUGUUUAUUUUCUUUACUCUUUAACUCUUUCUCCUUUUCUCUUUCCUUAACCUUUUACUUUUCACCCCCUUUCUUGAAUAUGUAAAGGCUGUGUUGUGUGUAUGUGCUCCAUGUUUGGCAGUAAGUAUUUUUACAGCAGCUGCUUGAUUCUCUGCCUCCUGAGCUCUCGACAUCCGAAUGUCGGCGCUGAACGUCAUAUUAAGAUUUGUGAAUAGUAUAAUUCUGCCUGUUGUACAUUAUCUGUACAUAAUGUAUCUGCUCUUGAUGAAAUAAAUAGAAAUGAAAUA